Molecule: messenger RNA, 537 nt
Organism: Paralichthys olivaceus (Japanese flounder)
Lineage: Eukaryota; Metazoa; Chordata; Actinopteri; Pleuronectiformes; Paralichthyidae
Product: gamma-crystallin M2
Biological process (GO): lens development in camera-type eye; visual perception
Molecular function (GO): structural constituent of eye lens
Source: RefSeq, a predicted model, not a curated record
CCAACGGAGACCAUGGGCAAGAUCAUCUUUUACGAGGACAAGAACUUCCAGGGUCGGAGCUAUGAGUGCAGCAACGACUGCACGGACCUUCACUCGUAUUUCAGCCGAUGUAACUCCAUCAGGGUGGAGAGCGGCUGCUUCAUGAUCUACGAGCGACCCAACUUCAUGGGCCACCAGUACUUCAUGAGGAGGGGCGAGUAUCCGGACUACCAGAGGUGGAUGGGCUUCAGCAGCUGCAUCCGCUCGUGCAGGAUGAUUCCAUUGUACCGAGGCUCCUACAGAUUGCGUAUCUACGAGAAGCCGGACUUCAGCGGCCACAUGAUGGAGUUCAUGGAUGACUGUCCCUGUGUGUCUGACCGUUUCCACCACCGCCACGUCUACUCCUGUAAUCUUAUGAACGGCUACUGGAUCUUCUACGAGUACCCCAACUACAGAGGCAGGCAGUACUUCCUCAGACCUGGGGAGUACAGGAGGUACCGCGACUGGUGCGCCACCUGCGCCAUCGUCGGCUCCUUCAGGAGGGUCACCGAAUUUUAG